GACGCUUGCCGUUUCAAAGAAUGCGGAACAUUAAUAGACGAUGUUUCCGUUGGUGCUAAAGACGAUAAGGUUGAACAAGUACAUGGUCCAAUCGUAAAACACUUCCGUAAAAGCUAAUAAGGACAAUGGAAAAGAAAGUUGUGCAGGCUCUUGCGGGUAGGUAUACGAGUGGGGGAAGAGAGAUCCCGCGGUAUAGGCCAUAGGGACACACAGGACCGUUUUCUAUACGUUCUGCGCAUCUAAUGCGCAUCGUCUUUGUUCACUACUCGCGAGUGGUCAGGCCAGGGCGUCGUCAGUUUCACAGCAUCUGGGGGCUGGGGCUCAGGUCUAGAAUCCUGCAGUUGAACUUUUUUUGCCAAUGCAGUCGCGCAGUGUUUGGCUACUCUAAUAUAUACAAAGUCGAAGACAGAGAGAAAGAAGUUGAGUACAACGAUUGGCGACAGCUUUACGCUUGUUGGAAUAGGUGACUAUACGAUCUAGUAAUCACGAUAACUUGGAUAUUGACGCUAUCUGCUUAUUUCGUCGUAUAAUAUACCUUGUCUCGAGCAAAUCCCGAUGCCUAUACGUUUGAGCGAGUUAUGAGUGCGUGUUUAUGUGUUGUCGAACGUAUAUAAGAUAUAAGUAGAUGUUGUUAUAGGCUAAGUUCUAAUUCGUUAUAUGUAUGGCAGUUUAUUGCUAAUCAUGUGUAUACUGUUUGUAUAUGUAUAUGUAUGGGUAUAUAUGUGCAUUUCUAUUGUGGUAAAGUGAUGUUUAAUAUGUAUGUAAGAACCAGCCUCCAGUUGAUAUUGCACUAUACUUUAUUACUUGAAUACUCGAGUUUUUAAAUUAUUUAUUCGAAAUUUGAGUGGUUUACUACACGUGCAUAAAUUAAUAGAGACAAGAAAAAGUUAGUUUGAAUCCACAAAGACGAAUCUUUUAUUGUCAAUACUGUGUCAAUAUUAUUGUGUAUCGUCACCAAAGAAAGCAAGUCAUGUUGGAUUAUGUAUGGAUAAUGCAUUCUUGUAUGGAUAAAUAAACAGGGUUACUGUAAUUCUAACACAAGAAAAGAUCAAGUUUUCAUCAUUUAUAUGUCUUUUCUUCCUAUUAGAAGUUGUAUAACAACAAUCGCUGCAAUGGAGUCAGAGAAGACUAAGCAUGAAACAUCCAGAGAUUCCGGAACAGACGUACAGCUUUCAGAUGAUCAUGAUUAUAUCCAAUCGCCUAUUAGUAAACUUCCUGUUGAGUGCCUUAUAGCUAUAUUCUCAUUGCUUCCAAUAGCUGACAGAGUUAGGAUCCAAAGAGUGUGCAAGCAUUGGCAAAGCAUAAGUUUGGAGUCCUGGUUUUCAUUGAAAACUCUAACUUUCUAUGAAGAAGUCUGGGGCUACAAGUACUGGUUAGGCAGAGGAAUUGAUCUGACUGUCUUUAAAAAGGUUCUGAAAUUAUGCGGAUCCUAUGUAACACGCAUUGACUUCUCGACACAUUAUACAAAACCAAAUGCUGAUUUUGUAGAAUUAUUGAAGGCCGACAAAAGUCUCUUUGUCAUUAUACGUAAUUAUUGCCCAAAUCUUGUUGCUAUUGACAUCAGGAAUUUGGAGAUCACUUGUGAAGGUCUCGAGUAUCUAGGAAAAAGUUAUUCAACCCUCUCUGAAUUUGCAAUUGAUGGAUAUGAAGAUGUAUAUGAGAAUGGAUUUGGAUCUGUAAACUUUGACAAACCUCUCUCGUUUUUGUUUCGUAAAAACAAAAAUCUACAGCGGCUGAAAUUGAACAUCCCGUCGAAUGGACAUUGUCUGUUGAAACUGAAUCCCAUAACUAUUGAGAAGAUCUCAGUAGUACAUGGUUUAGGAGGCGAAGAGAUCAUUUGCAAGGCUCUCAAUAGAUUUAUUAACUUAAGGAUCCUCAACAUAAAUGACUGGUCUGGAAACCAUGAUUGGUUUAAUUAUGGUAACAAUGAUGUAUCAUAUAUUAAUGAAAUGUUGGAGGCAAUUGAACCACAUUCCGAAAAGUUAAUAGAGCUUGAAAUUAGUACGAUAGAUAAUUAUCUUGUUCUUAUACAUGCUGAAAACAUUAGUUGCUUCAGCAACCUCCAGAAGCUUUUGCUCGAUGGUGAUGCAUUGAAAAUUGACUUUUGUACUAUCACCAAAUACUGCACACAAUUAACUUAUGUCAAACUGAUAGGUCUUUCAGUAUCAGAGAUUCAAAUAGCAAGCAUUAUGCAAUUGCCAAAAUUACAAGAGUUAUAUUUAUGGUAUUUGAAGAAAAUAACGGAUGCUAUUUUUACAAAUCACAUGUCCUCUUUAAAGAUAUUUAAUUGCUUCCAAUGCUCGCAGCUAACAAACAUCGGCUUUCGCAGUUUACUACAAAAUUCAUCCGAGAGCUUGCAAAGUCUCACGAUUCGAUACUGUAAAAAGAUUAAUCUAAAAAAUCUGAUUCAGGAUGCUAAGGAAGUGAUGGAUACUCGAAGCACCGGCCCACUUCUAAAAGUGUUGGUGAAAAAAAAAGGUGAAUCGUCAUUUGUAAAAAAGAAAGUGACUAAGUUAUCCAAGUACCUUGAAUUAACAGAAUACGUUCGCGAUUAAUGUAAUUGUAAACCGUUGGGUUUUCGUAAUAUUAUUAUAUACAUAAUAACUCAAUAAUAAAUAAAUAAAACUUUUUCUCAAUUU
Molecule: messenger RNA, 2639 nt
Organism: Nasonia vitripennis (jewel wasp)
Lineage: Eukaryota; Metazoa; Arthropoda; Insecta; Hymenoptera; Pteromalidae
Exons: 6
Coding region: 1068-2555 (495 amino acids)
Biological process (GO): SCF-dependent proteasomal ubiquitin-dependent protein catabolic process
Cellular component (GO): SCF ubiquitin ligase complex
Molecular function (GO): protein binding
Source: RefSeq, a predicted model, not a curated record